ACACAUGCACCAUCACACACAUUCGCCAACACACUCUGAACUUUUAGCACGUACUGGAGCGGACGUCCUGACCAGAUACGAGCGCUGGCUGUUGGACUGUGGAGCAGCUCUCUGCAGGCUGAAUACUCAGGAGAGGACACUGUUGCUACAACCACAGCAGAAAACGUGCAUUUAAAUCAAGAUGGAAACUACUCAGGAACGCAAGCCAAAAAGGCCCCACUACAUUCCCCGACCGCCAGGCAAGCCCUUCAAGUACCAGUGUUUCCAGUGUCCUUUCACCUGCAACGAAAAGUCUCAUCUCUUCAACCACAUGAAAUACAACUUGUGUAAAAACUCCAUCUCCCUGGUGUCACAGAAAAACGGGCAAGCAGCCCGACAGUUCAAGGCUGUAGCAAAGGGAGUCCCCGUCAAAUCUAAGGACUGUUCAAGCCCCCUGCCAGCUGUUCAGAACAACAGUACUGAGACACAGGGAGCGGAGGAGAACAAAGCUGAGAGCCAGGAUGACAUGGAGGAAGUAGACGUUGGGUGUGACAGUCCAGUCACUAAGGACAGCCAGAGUGUGACAAAAUCAAAUACAGUAACAGAGCCAGAGAACAGGGAGAGCAAUAAAGCCAAGUCUCUGCCGCGCCCAUCUGCCUUUUCUCCUGUCACACCCAAAUGUGACGGAGCAGAAGCCUUUAAGUCACCUGUGCAGCAGUCAGAGGAUUCGCAAGCUCCUGUUCCCACUUUCAACCACCCAGGCUUUCCAUGGGGCACGAUUUCAUCAUCCAUUCCCUUAAAACCAUUCCCCCCUCCCAUUAUUCCUGAUUACUCUCCUUACCUGCCAGACCGGCCCUUGUAUCCGCCAUACUACCUCCCAGGAAACCACCAUGCGACCGAGCCAACCUCUCCUUCUUUCCGGCCAGAGUUUCUGGAUCCCCAGAGGCCUGUGGCACCACAACCCAUUGGCCCACCUCACAGUUCCCUGUUUCCACCAUACCCAUACAGAUACUGCCACCCUCUCCACCCAGGCCCCCCUCUGCAUUAUACCCUGUACAGACCCCAUGAACUCUCCCUGCCAAUUACAGGACCCAGAUAUCUUCCUUUGGAUUUGUAUGGCCCGACCUUUGGGCAUAAGGAUUAUGACUUAUACAUGCAUUCACGUCCCAGUCACAACAGCCUCAACACAUCUAACCAAGAGGAGAGCAGUCACAGGCAAAGUGGAGACAAGGAAAUCAGGCUAAGCCCUAAAGAGGGCUGUUCAGCCUUGGGGUCCCCUGAUAGACCCAAUCAUGCACACAUCAUCCAGAGAGAGACAGAGGCUGCUCCACACUACACCAACAUGGCCGAGUCACAGACAACCGCCCAGCUGGGACACACAGCGACAGCCAUCAAAACUGACUUGCGUCAAGAGGAGUCUGCAGAAAGCUUGCUGCAAUUAAGUGCUCAGCAUGUGGACAGAGGAUCAGCUGAGAGCAGCAGAUAUUCCUCUAUGUCUGUUUCUGAGCCAUGUCCUGAAACUACAUCAGAACAAGAUGGUGAGGACAGCAGAGAAGAUCUGGCCCCACUCAACCUGUCAACAAGGAACCCAGACAAAGAAAAAAGUCCAUCUGACCACAGACUGAGCUGCUCAGACACAGAGCAGUUAAAGCGGGAAGAGUUGCCUUUGAACCUCAGCCUGCGGGCGUCUUGCAGCAGCCCUGUACACAUCUCUGCUCUGAGCACUUCAGAAGAUCUUCUGCAGAGGUCAGACGAUGAGCUGGAUGAAGAGCCAUGUGACCAGAGGCAGAGUGCAGCACUGGCACUCUGUCAGCUAGCCAUUGCAAGCUCUGCUGCCUCUUCACAUGACUUCAGCACUGCAGAUGGGCCCUCGGAAGAUUAUACAGAUGGAAGACAUCCUGGCUCGCCAAAGAAAACCAAGCACACAAGCAAGGCUAAGGCAACGGGCAUGAAAAGAGCAAACAGUGGCCAGGCUGAAAACAACUGCCAUAAACCAAACAAGAGAGCAAAAGCACCAGGCCGGCCUCUGAGGAGGAGGCCUCGUUGCCGCUAACAGCUAAACCCUGACUGUUAUACUAUUUGGUAAUAAGACAGAAUAUCUUGAACCUUCAUCACUGCAAGCCCCCACAUGAAAAGAUCAACUUAUUAAACAUUAAUGUUAAAAUGUUAACUAAGCACUGAACGAUCUGAUUAUUCUAGCAGGAGCAGAUAUGAUGUCUAUAGCACUGCCACAAGGUCAAUGCAGAGACUUGUUGUCGCAGGUAUGUGUUUAUUAUGUCUUGAUUGAAAAGUUUGAAAGAAAAUUUUUAUAAGGGUUCUUAAUAUUUAAAUCUGGACAUUUUUGUAAUGUAGAAAGUUGAAAAUGGAAGAUAUAUAUAAAAUGUAAAUAUGUUGAAUAAAUAAAUAACAAA
Messenger RNA from Chelmon rostratus (copperband butterflyfish), 2390 nucleotides. RefSeq names its product zinc finger protein 750 (gene znf750). Bases 182 to 2032 code for a protein of 616 amino acids. Lineage: Eukaryota; Metazoa; Chordata; Actinopteri; Chaetodontiformes; Chaetodontidae. Gene Ontology annotation, cellular component: nucleus. The transcript is spliced from 3 exons. The record is from RefSeq and is a predicted model, not a curated record. Gene Ontology annotation, biological process: positive regulation of transcription by RNA polymerase II; epidermis development. Gene Ontology annotation, molecular function: promoter-specific chromatin binding; DNA-binding transcription activator activity, RNA polymerase II-specific; RNA polymerase II cis-regulatory region sequence-specific DNA binding.